ACGUCCUUCGAUGCCCAACCGCACAACGCCGACCCAACCUGACCUGAGGGACGAGGGCGCCUGCAGACCACAAGUGCGUCCAGGACCCAUUGUGGAGAACAUCACAUAAGGAGUGUCAAACAUGCGGGCACACAGCGAUGGCGGCGACGACGAUGGCGGUGGCGGUGACGAUGCCGACAAAGGAUUCAGGGAGGACGUGGAAGCAGGGGACGACGACGACGACAUUCCUAUUCGGUCUUUGGGGAAGACGGGUGUGAGGGGGAAAGGACGCAGCAAAGGUGUUGUUUGUGGUCGAUCCGUUGGCCGUGGCGCCAGAGGUGGCGUCAACGACGACGGUGGGAAGUCUGCGAUGUACUGGUCUCCAGAACACCAAAUGCUCUUGGUGAAAUGCAAGCGGGAGCAAGAGAUGCACCUCGCCGGGCAGGGUCACAAUUACGGGCGGAUGUGGACCAAGGAGUGGAAGUGGGACGACAUUGCUAAGCGCAUGGCGAACGUGGGGAGGCCUAAAGACGCCAGCGACUGCAUGAAGAAGUGUCACUGGGACAAUCUCUUCCAAAACUACAAGAAGAUACAAAGUUGGGACGGGGUGCAGCUGCCCAGGCGAGGAGCGGCUGGUUGGGAGUCUGUUGGAAGUGAGGACGGUGGUGAAGGCUGCCCUGAAGAAAGUUCUUCUGCGAGGGACUCCGACAACAACGCAGACAGUGGGGCUGGAGGCGGGAAGCGGAAGAAUGCACGCCAACAGGCGUUGGAGUCGAUUGCUGAUGUCAUGGACCGCCAUGGCGAACUGAUGUCGUCGACGAUCGAUCCGUCUAGCAAGCGGCAAUGCAGCAUAUUCACAAGGCAAUGCGGCAUACUCGAGCGGGAAGUUGCAAAAGCGCACUAUGCGGCGUCCGAUGAGACGCAGAGGAUGAUGUGCCACGCGCUUAUGGAGAUCGCUGCCGUCAUCCGUGGUCGGUCACCGGUGUAGGCCGUUCGAUUGUGUGUUGAUUGAAGUCCAAUCAUUGCGUUCGUAGUUGGCUUAAUUUUUAAA
Chara braunii is the source of this 1030-nucleotide messenger RNA. Lineage: Eukaryota; Viridiplantae; Streptophyta; Charophyceae; Charales; Characeae. The record is from the annotation of a GenBank genome assembly.